UUUGCAGCCUCCGUCAGCUUGACGCCCCUGUUGCCGCUCCGUCUCAGUUCCCGUCAGGGUUUCGUAAUUUCCGUCCAAUUUUGCUAGGCUUUCCUUCCCAACCCCACCCCCUCUCUGGUGGUGCUAGCCGAUCUGGGUUUCCCAACAUCUGCUUUGCAAUCUGCACUGCCAGCAGGCCACCCAGCCAACAGCAUCCCCACCUAAGCUAUUACCAAAUCUCCUACCAUGAGGAAGAAGCUAGACACUCGGUUUCCAGCGGCUCGAAUCAAGAAGAUCAUGCAAGCUGAUGAAGAAGUUGGAAAGAUAGCUCUUGCAACUCCUGUGCUUAUAUAUGUGCAGCCAAGGCCCUAGAGAUUUUCUUACAGGACUUGUGUGAUCGGACGUACGAUAUCACUUGCAAGCGCGGGGCGAAGACUUUGGCUGCGUCUCAUUUGAAACAGUGUGUCGCCUCUUUCAGCGAAUACGACUUUCUGAAAGAUGUCGUUUCCAAACUUCCGGAUGUUGAUGCUCCAGACUCUCCUGACGAUACUCCAUCUGGUCGCUUGAAGAGGAAGCUUUCUGACGAUGAUCAAGAACCUGUUUCACCAAGAUUUAAGGAUUCGAAGACUACAAUUCGUGGAAGGUCAAACGGCUGCAACGAUGUGGUUAAGUCGGAGGUCAAGUUAAAGAGCUCCAACCCUCACGCAAGUUCGAAAGCUGAAGGUUCCAGUGGCUUUGGUCAAGGCUUGAGGAGGCGAGAUGAAGCAGAGGAUGCUAUCAAGCCGACGAAGAAGUCAAAGGCCACGUCUGAUCAGCCAAGGCCUGCUUUUAAGGUGAUUUGCAAAGUGAAGAUUCCCAAGAGGACUGACUAUGAUGCUGAGGAAACCCCGAGUGCUGCAGCCCAGCCGAAGAUGGAGAAGUUGGGAGCAGUGACGACAGAAGCAAGACCAGUCAAGAGGGAGGCGGAGUCCAGUCCACGUGGAUUCGACCUGAAUUUUGACCUGAAUGCUGAGCCCCCUGAAGAUGCAGCAUGCAAGGAUGAUUGUCUUGAUGGCCAAGCCCCUGGAGAGUCGGAUAGUAAUGGCUGUGUAGCCCAUGGGGUUGAGUGCCAUGAAAAACAGUCUGCUGAUGAUUGUGCUCCCAAUCAGAAAGGUGUCGUGGUCGCUCCUGUCCUUAGAAAUUGUGUCACGUACGAUAGUGAGGAUGAUUACGACUGUGAUGAUGGUGCAUAGAUCUGUCAUGGACUUCGUCUAAUAUAA
Molecule: messenger RNA, 1238 nt
Organism: Closterium sp. NIES-67
Lineage: Eukaryota; Viridiplantae; Streptophyta; Zygnematophyceae; Desmidiales; Closteriaceae
Source: the annotation of a GenBank genome assembly